This is a messenger RNA of Python bivittatus (Burmese python), 444 nucleotides long. The record is from RefSeq and is a predicted model, not a curated record. Lineage: Eukaryota; Metazoa; Chordata; Lepidosauria; Squamata; Pythonidae.
AGAGAGCCCGGCUGGAGCGCUGUGGCGCAUGCGCGGUGUGCUGUUGGCGUCUGCGGCAGAAGUACCCCAGCGGCGCGUCGGGAUGUGGUACGAAAUCCUACCCUCGGCGGCUAUUACAUACUUGGGGUUGAUCAUCCCCGGAAUUGCUACCGUCUACAUCCAGCGAUUUACAAACAACGGCAAGAAUAAAAGAAUGAUACGGGAUGUAAAAGACUGGCAAGCAUUGGAAAGAGAGAAACGUAUCUCCAGCACGGGAUUUAAGGGUUUGGAGAACAUUGACUAAAGCUACGGUGUGAAUAUUCUUAUUUCAUAAAAGCAGCUUAGCGUAAAUAAAACAAAAUCUAAAAGAAGUGUACAGUGAAAGUGUUACAAACAUGUGAGCAGGAAAGUAGGAUUCUAAAGCAAGGCCGCUACUAUGGCAAUAAAAAUACAGACAACAUAAUA